Nilaparvata lugens (brown planthopper) is the source of this 3297-nucleotide messenger RNA. RefSeq lists its product as uncharacterized. Lineage: Eukaryota; Metazoa; Arthropoda; Insecta; Hemiptera; Delphacidae. The coding region runs from base 278 to 2713 and encodes 811 amino acids. The transcript is spliced from 8 exons. The record is from RefSeq and is a predicted model, not a curated record.
AGUCUGGUCGGCUUUGUCCCUUUGUCGUUGAACCACUUUGGGUUCCUGCGUUCUUGUCUAAUCUAAGCUGUACUACUGUUUGCAGGUAAAUUCUGCUUUAUCGAGUUUUGAAAACAAUCUUUGGAAUUUUAGAAAACUAAAUAUACCAUUAAAUUUAGUUUAUUUGCUAUACAUUUUUGUAAUCAUUAUUAUUAUAAGAAUUUCAAUGAAACUUCAAUCUUCUAUUAGUGCUUAAAACGGUUCACCAUUAUUCAAGUUUCAGAGACCCGUGUAAUGUAUGAUAUCGUGUAAACCGGAGAGAAUGGAGGUUGCGGCAUUGAAUCCACCUUCUAAACCGCUGGACGAAUUUGUUGUACUCCCAUCAGACUUCAUUUCAUCUUUAACCAGGAAAAGGGAUCCGCAGUUUUUUGAUAAUGAAAAAGAUGACUCUGACCAAUCAGUUCCAACUGGAGAAAAAGAUGUAGCUUCCACUGAACAAGAGAUUAUGGUGAUAGAUGAUGAUGAUGAUGACGAGAAUGACAAAAAUUAUGAGAAUGAUAAAAAUAAAGAGAAUGACAAAAAUGAUAGGGAUGACAAGAAUGAUGAUAAUAAGAGUGAGGGUAGUGAUGAUUGUCAAAUUGUUAAUGAUUAUUCUAACAGUGCAGCCGAGUCAGUGACAGCCAAGUAUCCAGCAGCGACAACUCCAAGUAGCAGUAAUGGCGUAUCUCAUGAUGAAUCAUCUUGCGAAGUCCCUAGUAGAUAUUUAGAUGAAGGAGACCACAACAACGACCACAAUUACUGUGGUGACAAUUCAACGGAUUCGGAAAAAAAUCAAAAUGAGGUAGUGGAAGUGGAUACCGAUUCAUCUAAAAGUAAAUGCAAGAAAGAAGAUCCAGCAUUAAUCAUUAUUACUGGCGAAGAAAGGAAAUUUCGAGAAGAUCUGAAAGGAAAUUUCUCUUGCUUAGACUACCGACUGCAUUGUACAAUUUGUGAUUCGCAUCUCGGGACGCAAUCCAACUUCACAGCACAAGAGCGAGUAUCGCUGCACCCAAAGUUGGGCGUUCUAGUGUGCGCUCAGUGCAAACGAAAAUUUUCAAUAAACCAAGAUGUUUCGCGCACUGGUCUCCACUUCAAUGCUUGUUGCUGGUGCAAUGUGCAAGAAGUAGAAUUGAAGAUUCAGCGAUGCAGCGAGUGUCCGUGUGUCUUCUGUGAGACAUGUAUAAGAAGGAAUCUUGGAAGUUUCGAGUUGAAUACUGUGAAGAAGAAAAUUGAAUGGAAAUGUUAUCUAUGCGUAAAUAAACCAAUAUGGCGAUUGAGACUGAUUGCAUGGGAGCUUAUACAGUACAUUAGGAAAAAACGUAUACAUUUUAGGAAGUCAUUCCCAAAUGCAGCCCCAGACGUAAUGGAAGAUGUUGACAUCUCACGCUGUUGUAAAUCUCUUGUUAGAAAUCAAUGUAUUCAACCAGCUCAAAGUAAUCACAUGGAACAGCAAUCAGCUUUACGGAAAAUUCUGGCUAAACCUCACGAAAAUGGGCAGACGGAAAGAUCACUAUACUCCAUACCUGUUGAACCUAGACCGCCAUCACAGCAAUCAACUUAUGCAACGCCUUUAUUCUCUUUAACUAGUGACAUGGGUAAUGCUAACCCAAGUAAUGUCAACUCAACGGCAGCUCAAAAUAUUAAUAACGGACGUUUUGUAGACGCACAAAAAUACUCCUCAGUAUCAUCAUACAUUGGAAACAUCAAUGUUACAAGACCAGAUCCCUUCUCAGGAGGUAACAUGGCUUAUGGGCAGCCUACUGGAUUGGAUAUCAGUGCACAGAAUGUGAGAAACGAGAUUCGGCCUCCACAACCUCACCCAUCAGUUCAUAAUCGUUUUAGCACACAAGUUGACCCACAAAUGCACCAAAUUGUUGCCCCACAAGUGCACCAAAUCGUUGCCCCACAAGUGCACCAAAUUGUUGCUCCACAAGUGCACCAAAUUGUUGUCCCACAAGUGACAAGUGCACCAAAUUACCCCAACGCUAACUUGCCUCAAAAGCCUCUAGGCAAUAAAAGAAAAUAUUCGUCACCAAACAUUCAAUGGAUAGAAAAUACAAUUCGGUCGACAUCAAUCCUAUUAGCUUCAUGCAGUGAACGUUUGAGCAAAAUCGAGAAAGUAGCGAAUGACGGCUACGUGAGAAGCUACAGGGAGAUUCGGUUAGCAUGCGCACUGCACGAUUUCGCACAACUAGCCAUCGCUAAAUUUCAAGAGAUCGAUUCUCAAAUAUUGGAAAACUACUGGUUGAUACGGCAAACUGCAGGCAAAAGUUAUAAAGUAUUCAGCUUUGAUAGUAUUGCUGCAGAGUAUGGCAACCUGCUUGACGACCCCGACCAUGAGUUGGAUCCGGGAUCAUUCUUGGAAGUACAGAUGGAUGGUGUCAAAUCUAAUUCCGAGCAAUCUGAAAGUAAUUCUGAGAAUAAAGACAAGAACAGUAAUUCUGAAUAUAAAUACAAGAACAGUAAUUAUGAGCAUCAGAAAGCAAUUACUAUUUUCAAGCGUCCCAUUUUGCAGCUUGAGCGAUGUGAUCAACCUCCCAGCCCCUAUAAGAGUAAGUUGUCGACUACAAUGAAAACCAACAAGACAAGUUUUGUGCAGUAUUCAAAUAAAAUUCGAAGUUUGAUUGAAAAAUAUGGAAUCUCCGAGUCUCAAGUAGUUCUGGUACCGGUAGAACGUACGAAGCAUUUCAAAUAAGACUAUAAUGAUAUUAUAAACAUUUGAAAUGAAGUGAACCCUUCAAUGUGUACAUAAACUAUUAUUUUUCAUUCACGGAUAAAUGUACCUGUUGUAUUUGUUGGGUGUUCAAAAAUACACCUCUCCUAAGUCAUUUUCUCUUGAAAUUUACUUGAUUCGUCAAGGAUCAAUUAUCCACAUUCUAAUUAAUAAUUAAUAUUCAGUUAUAAACAUCAACUCCAAUAAUUGUUGUAUUUUCAAUUGCAUUGAACUUCUGUAUUCUCAUUGAGAGUAUUUCUCCUCAUUAUUUUUAAAAAUUCAAUCUAAUUUUCAGAAUUCCGGAAUCUAUAAUUAUGAAUCAGAAGUUGGAAAAAUAAAUCAAGUUUUGAUUGAAUAAAAUAGAAGUUAUCGAAUCUUUAUUUGUGUACAAGUAAUUGCUGCCAUCAAUAUUGAAUAUUGAACUGAUCUUCAUUUAUUGGUUUCAUCGACAAGUUAUUAGAGAAGUGUACCCAUUAUAUAUGAUGUAUAGAAGAUGAUUUACUAUAAGAAAUGUCCUAAUUUCAACUGACUGUUUAAUUGAGAAUUAAACUUUAACGUUAAAAUAA